AUGGCAGCAGGACCCAUUGCAGAAAGAAAUCAAGAUGCCACAAUAUAUGUGGGUGGUUUGGACGACAGAGUCACAGAGAGUUUGCUCUGGGAAUUGUUUGUGCAAGCAGGACCAGUGGUUAAUGUUCACAUGCCAAAAGACCGUGUGACACAGACACAUCAAGGAUAUGGAUUUGUUGAGUUUAUGGGUGAGGAAGAUGCUGAUUAUGCUAUAAAAGUGAUGAAUAUGAUAAAACUAUAUGGUAAGCCAGUAAGAGUUAACAAAGCAUCAGCCCACCAGAAGAAUCUGGAUGUUGGUGCUAAUGUGUUUAUUGGAAAUUUAGAUCCAGAGGUGGAUGAAAAAUUGCUCUAUGACACAUUUUCUGCAUUUGGAGUUAUAUUACAAACACCUAAGGUUAUGAGAGAUCCUGAAACUGGCAACUCCAAGGCAUUCGCAUUUAUAAAUUUUGCAUCUUUUGAAGCAUCAGAUGCUGCUAUUGAAGCGAUGAACAACCAAUACUUAUGUAACAGACCUAUUUCUGUAUCAUAUGCAUUUAAGAAAGAUGUUAAGGGUGAGCGGCAUGGAUCUGCUGCUGAGAGAUUGCUAGCUGCACAAAAUCCACUGUCUCACGCGGACCGGCCUCACCAGUUAUUCGCAGACGCGCCACCAACUAUAAUGGGUCCCAUCCUCAUGGCGCCACCACCACCUCCCACUCCCACACCAAUGCCACCACCACCCCCAAUGAACGCUCGCCCCCCACCCCCACUACCAAUGGCUCCCCCACCACCACCAACAUCCAUGCCUCCACCCGGUCCUCCUCCGCCCCCUGGGCCACCACCCCCAUUCCACCACUUCCCACCACCCCCAUUCGGACCUCCUGGCUUUGGGCCCCCACCCCCACCAGGAGCAAGGCCCCCUCCCCCCUGGAGACCCCCACCCCCAUCAUUCAGGCCCCAGUUUCCCCCACGCGGACCACCACCCUUCGGACAUUUCCCGCAUCACCCGCCUGAACCAAACUAUAAUUAU
This is a messenger RNA of Brenthis ino (lesser marbled fritillary), 1005 nucleotides long. Lineage: Eukaryota; Metazoa; Arthropoda; Insecta; Lepidoptera; Nymphalidae. The record is from the annotation of a GenBank genome assembly.